UGCAGGGCCGUCAAAUUGUAACGGACAGUCCCGAUCUAUCUGACUUCGGAGUCGUGGUGCCUCCCCGAGAGGAUGCCGGCGACAGUAGUGACCAAUUAAAGAGGAAAGGCACUAUGGACAGUUCCGAUAAACUAGUCACCAUUGCCGUAGUCACUGCUGACGAAAAAUCGCCCCUGUGGGACUCAAUGGACGAGAAUAAACGUACCGUCGAGGUCAACUUCAACGAUCUCGGACUGGUACUGAAUUUGCAGACCACUGUGCUAUUAAUAGAUUUCUUCACCGGCGGCGACACCUCUGCACCCAGUACUGGGCAAUUAGAGAGCACGACCAGCAAUGCAGGGACAAAGACCAGUUCUAAUAAAGCCGCAGAAGCUUCAGAUGGGGGUGCUGAGCUGUGGACUAUUCGUGUGAACGCUCUGGUGCUGACACUCAACUCCGCAGACAGGGCACUGUGUCGCCUAGACGUAGGCGGAGGCGAUCUUCAGAUCAAAAUGGGGGGUGUUUUCGAGGGGGGUAGGCAAAUCACCGCGAAGCUGGGUCCCGGUUUAUUGCAGGAUCUGACGGACGGAGGUUCUAUUUAUAGAAACGUCUUCAAAUCUGAGGGAAAAGAUAUCCUGCACCUGCGGUUCACCAAAGUUGGUACCAAUACACGCCCAUCCAUUCAGCUACAAGAUCCUUCACAUCCCGCCAAAAGCGAGGACAGUGUGUUGUGGGUGCGGUUGGGCUCUAUGCAGUUGCUGUAUACCAUGCGCUUCUUCAGCCAACUCAGUGCGUGGCUGCUAAACUUCAAUGAUCUACAGGGCGUGGUAUCCUUCAUGCGCACGGGAGAGGAACAAUUAGCCGACACCAAGUUCUACUACGACAUCGCCGCCCCAUCCCCUGCGAUUGUGGUGCCCCUCAAGUCCACCUCCAAUAUCGCUUAUGUGGCCUAUCCCGGUAAUAUCGCCAUCUCAAACCGGUACGAGAACAUGCCCGAAGUUCGGGGCACUACUGACCAGGAGGGAGAGAACGAACAGAUCAUGGUGUAUUUGUUGUGA
Molecule: messenger RNA, 1037 nt
Organism: Sphaeroforma arctica JP610
Lineage: Eukaryota; Ichthyosporea; Ichthyophonida
Exons: 6
Source: RefSeq, a predicted model, not a curated record